GGAGCGGUAUAUGAAAACAGCACGGAAGAAAGUAGAAGGGGAAUUAUUUCCUUGUAGCGUGAAAGAGACAGACUGAUCACCAGCGAGCUUCGGCAAUAGCGUAUUGUGUUUUGUUUACAAACAAAACACAGUAGACUUCCAAGAUGGCUGAAGAGUGGUUUUAGCAAGUUGGCCCACCUUAGUAUAUACUUCUAGGCGCCUUGGUACCAUAGACCCGUCUUGGAUGGCACUUUGUCAAGUUUGUUAAGCCGUUUACUGAUCGAGAAAUCAUUUUUUCGCGUUUUCAUUAUUUUGUCACGAAAUUUUCCGUUUACGUAAAGUACGUAAAGUUCGGUGUGAGUUAAGUGAAUACAGACUGGCUGGUUACAAAUCGCGUAAUAGUUUUCUAGCGACCGAUACGCUAACAAGAAAAAAGAAAUGAAGGAUAUGAUCUUAGCCCUUCCACGAUGGAUUCGCGUAUCCGCUGUUGUGCUCGGAAUUGGUGUAGGAACGGAAUUGAUCUACGAAAUGUAUCAUAGCUUGCGAGCCUACCAUGAGAGACGUGAGGCACGACGACGAGUGGGUCGAGAAUUGACCGAAGUGUAUUUUGCGAAUGAACGAAGCAUCGAAGGGUAUGCGACCGGAACAUCCAUGGAUGACUUCAUAAAGGAGCACGUAAACCGAAUAGUGGGCUUUCUGGACAGGGCCCGGAUGUCGAUCAAUCUAUGUAUGUACAUUAUAACCGUCGAUAGCAUUGCAGAUGCCGUCCUGCGGGCUGCGAAACGAGGCGUUCGUAUACGUGUUGUCGGAUGUUCCACGAUGGCGUACAGUUCGGGUUCACAGAUGAUCAAACUGGUCCGAGAAGGAAUUCCGGUGCGUUUCAAUCGGAUGGAUGAUGCCCGGUUGAUGCACCACAAGUUUUGUCUGAUCGAUACCGAUUGGCUCUGCCCGCGAUGUUAUCAUAUGGAGAAUGUUCGUAAAAGUGGUUUUUGCUGUGAUGCAAUGAAUGAUGGCACCAUUAUCGAUAAUAAUGCUAAUGAAUGUGGUAAGAAUGUCGAUAGAAUGAAAACCGGAAGAAGAGCACGAUGUGAGCUAGUCGACGAUGGAUCACAAAAUGGAUGUUCUCGCUGUAAUCUGCAACAGAAAAGGAAGAUAGAAAAAUGCCAAAUUCAGGAGAUGGGUACCGAGCCGCUACCCCUCGGUGGAAUGAUCAUUAGCGGAUCGACCAACUGGACGAUGCAGGCCCUUUCCGGCAACUGGGAUAACAUGAUAAUCACAUCGAAAGCGGAUAUUGUUUUACCGUUUCAGUUGGAAUUCCAGCGGCUGUGGAAGGAGUUUGCCAAUUUGCCACCGGUGAUUAGUGCCAAUAGUGAACGGAGUGUCAAUGAACAGUAACAAUAAUAGAAUAUGAUGAGCAAUGCCAGAAGUUGAAAUUUAAAUAGAAAAAAGGAAUUGAAAAGAAUGGUUUCGAAAAGAGAUAUCAAUUGAAAAUUGGACGACUAUUAAGUUGUGAGAAUGGAGUAGCAAGCAACACAGUUGCUUUUAUGUUUGUUUAAUAAUUGAUAUUGAUAUAACUAAUGUAAUCGCUUACAUUUAAUUUUCUUUGUAAUAAAACUGAAACUGACUAAAAAUGGUAGAAAGGUAUUGUUACAACACCUUGGCGUCGAGUGAGCUUUCGCACCUGGGACGGAAGUGUCUGGUUGCACCAGGCCCCGGCCAAGAGGAUAUGAUCCGCGAGUCAAGAUGUGUCGCAAAUAAAGCUGUCAUUGCCAAACUAUCAAACUACAGU
Messenger RNA from Toxorhynchites rutilus septentrionalis, 1768 nucleotides. RefSeq lists its product as uncharacterized. Gene Ontology annotation, cellular component: mitochondrion. Gene Ontology annotation, molecular function: RNA endonuclease activity producing 5'-phosphomonoesters, hydrolytic mechanism. Gene Ontology annotation, biological process: piRNA processing. Lineage: Eukaryota; Metazoa; Arthropoda; Insecta; Diptera; Culicidae. The transcript has a single exon. Bases 418 to 1374 code for a protein of 318 amino acids. The record is from RefSeq and is a predicted model, not a curated record.